CGCUCUUCGUUUGAGUCCUGGCGCGGUUCUGUGGUGAACUUGUCUCCAUGGCGACUGGACGCGGUCGGAUCAUGCAGCAGCACUGGCUCGGCUUCCAGACGCUGCGCGGGCCCAGCAGGGGCGGUGGCGCGGCCCGGGGGCGCGCCAGGGCCUUUGGGUUCAGAAAGGGGCCAGGGGUCAAGCUUUCUGCAGGCUCUGCUGCCUUGAGGUGCCAUGCCAGAAGUGGACAGCACUGGGAGAGCUCUUUCUCCUGCUGUUCUGGGUUCCUGGAUGGAAUGCCUUCGGAAAUCUUGCUGAAGAUAUUUUCCUACUUGGAUGCUGUGAGCCUUCUGUGUACUGGAUGUGUGAGCAGGCGCUUUUAUCAUCUAGCCAAUGACAAUUUUAUUUGGAUCAGAAUCUACUUAACUGCUUUUUCACCUACAAGAUCAAAUUGGAAAGUUAAUUCAGUAGAGAAGAUAGCUAUGUCUAUGAGCUUUCUGUCAGUUCAGGAUAAAGAAGCUGGUUAUUGGAAGAAAGAAUAUAUCAUAAAACAAAUAGCAUCUGUAAAAGCUGCACUAGCUGACAUUCUCAAACCUGUCAACCCUUACACAGGUCUUCCAGUUAAGACCAAAGAGGCCCUCAGAAUAUUUGGUUUAGGUUGGGCAAUUAUACUGAAAGAGAAAAGUGGAAAAGAAUAUAUCAUGGAGCAUGUUGAUCUUUCCAUAAAUGACACAUCAGUUACUGUUACGUGGUAUGGCAAAAAAUGGCCAUGCCUAGCAUCAUUGUCAACCUUAGAUUUAUGUGGCGUGACACCAGUUUUUACAGACUGGUAUAAAACUCCCACCAAACAUAGACUCCGAUGGCAUUCUUUAAUUGCAAAGUACGAUCUGAGUCAUUUGACCGUAUCUACCAUGAUUGGCUGUGACAGACUCAUUCGGAUCUUCUGCCUGCACCCUGGCCUCCUGGUGGGAGUGUGGAAGAAGGAGGAAGAACUGGCUUUUGUUAUGGCAAAUCUUCAUUUUCAUCACCUUGUGGAGAGGAGCACAUUAGGCUCGGCCACUAUGCCCUAUGAACUGCCUCCACAUAGCCCCUUUUUGGAUGAUAGCCCCGAGUAUGGACUGCACGGCUACCAACUCCAUGUUGAUCUGCACAGCGGUGGGGUUUUCUACCUAUGUGGUACAUUUCGCAAUCUCUUCACCAAGAAAGGAAAUAUUGAAAAUGGACACGUGAAGCUCAUUGUUAUACAUUUAAAAAAUAACAGAGAACACCUACCUCUUAUUGGAAAAGUUGGCCUCUCGUGGAAAACUGAUAUUUUUGAUGGCUGUAUAAAGAGUUGUUCCAUGAUGGACGUAACUCUUUUGGAUGAACAUGGGAAACCCUUUUGGUGUUUCAGUUCCCCAGUGUGCAUGAGAUCACCUACCACACCCUCUGACGGCCCUAGCUUCUUGGGACAGACGUACAACGUGGACUACGUUGAUGCGGAAGGAAGAGUGCACUUGGAGCUGGUGUGGAUCAGAGAGACCGAAGAGUACCUUAUUGUCAACUUGGUCCUUUACCUUAGUAUCGCAAAAAUCAACCAUUGGUUUGGGACUGAAUAUUAGCAGUAGGUGGCAAAUUAUUGUUGUUAUUUAGUUGUUUAUUUUUGACUGGCUUUGUUCUUGGUGUUGAAAGUUAAAAUAAAGCAAAUCUGCAGA
Molecule: messenger RNA, 1673 nt
Organism: Symphalangus syndactylus (siamang)
Lineage: Eukaryota; Metazoa; Chordata; Mammalia; Primates; Hylobatidae
Gene: FBXO15
Product: F-box protein 15
Cellular component (GO): SCF ubiquitin ligase complex
Molecular function (GO): protein binding
Source: RefSeq, a predicted model, not a curated record